CCACCUUUUACAGUCCAGUACCUUUUUAAAAUGCACCUCAUCCUGUGGAUCUUCAUUGUCUUUGUCAUCAAGGUUUUAGUGACUGCGGAGGCGGAUGAGUUGGAGACCGUGCUGGAGGGAGAUGUUUUCACUUUACAAACAAGAGGAAUGGACCUCGAGAGCAUCCGUGAAGUAACAUGGCUGUUUCAAAAAGGUGAUAAGACUGUCCGCAUCGCUCAGAUGUAUCAGGGACAUGAGCCUUUUUAUGAGAGGAAAAGUACUGGCAGAGUGAAAAUGGACCCAAAGACUGGAUCGCUGACCAUCCAGAACAUCAGCAUCAGUGAUUCUGGACUGUACGAAGUCACUAUAAAGACAAGAUCCGUCUCAAAGAAAAGAUUCAGAGUGGAUGUUUAUGAGGCUGUUUCUGUACCUGUCAUCACAUCUCUGGAUGAUGUAAACCAAACUCAAGGUACUUUAAAGCAGCCGCAGGAGCUGUGCUCAGUGUUGUGCUCAGUGAAAAACAGCCGAGACGUGUUGAUCUCCUGGUAUAAAGGAGGAGAAAUGAUAAAGCAGAGCAGCAGUCCUGAGCUCAACAUCAGCCUCAGUUUAUCAUUAGAGCUUCAUUAUGGAGAUGCAGAGAGCUACAGAUGCACGGCUCACAAUCCAGUCAGCAACAAGAGCAUCCAGAUGCAGAUCAGAGAUGUCUGCAGAUCAACACCGGAAGAUUCCCAAGAUCACUGUGGCGCCAUUGAGGCUCAGAUUCGUCUAGUUCUGUCUGCUCUCGUGGGAAUCGCCACCAUUGUAUUUCUGCUUGAGCAUCUCAGAUACUGACAGAAGUUUCUUCUCUCUUUAUGGUCACCUUCAUACAAACAGCACCCACAACAGGUGUAGCUGACCCUCCUCCUUCAGGCUCCAUGGUUCAGGUCCCUCUCUGAACGAUUAUUAUCAUCCACCAUCUUUAUGGAUAUAGCUGGUGUUUCAGGUGCUGUAGGUAAAAAAUAUAUAUAUUUUCAGGGCUUAAACUUUGACUUGAAAUAUAACAUAUGACAUUUUAUU
Messenger RNA from Danio aesculapii, 1035 nucleotides. RefSeq names its product CD48 antigen-like. The transcript is spliced from 5 exons. The record is from RefSeq and is a predicted model, not a curated record. NCBI's taxonomy places the organism in Eukaryota, Metazoa, Chordata, Actinopteri, Cypriniformes, Danionidae. Bases 31 to 810 code for a protein of 259 amino acids.